This is a messenger RNA of Neoarthrinium moseri, 5226 nucleotides long. RefSeq lists its product as uncharacterized. Gene Ontology annotation, molecular function: ATP binding; protein kinase activity. The coding region runs from base 1 to 5226 and encodes 1741 amino acids. Lineage: Eukaryota; Fungi; Ascomycota; Sordariomycetes; Amphisphaeriales; Apiosporaceae. The transcript has 3 exons. Gene Ontology annotation, biological process: protein phosphorylation. The record is from RefSeq and is a predicted model, not a curated record.
AUGACCACCUCGCGCAACCCGGCCGCGCUGAGUAGGUCGGAGAGCACCAGCGAAGGAACCGCCCGCUAUCCCGUCGCCAGCGGCAUCCGCCAGCGACUGCAGGAUAACAUCAACACCCUCGACGGCCUCAUCAAUGAGACAAACAACAACGCCAGCCAAGCCGUCGCCCCCUCUCCCUCUCCCUACCAGAGCCCCCCGCCGCCCGGCGAUCCGCCGCCCUACCUGGCCGCAAACUUCGCCUCCAGCGUGCCCAACCUGCGGCCCCGCGCCUCCACGGCCACCCUCGCGCCCUCGGCCGUCUCGCCGCCCGUCUUCGACAACAGUCGCCCGGGCACGAGGAACGGCCAGAUCCCUCCGCCGCCCGCCAUGUACUCCAACCCCCAGGGGAACCAGCCCCGGCCCUUCGCCGUCCCGCCGCCGCCUCCCAUGUCGCCGCCCGUCCAGGGCCAGAUGAACAACGGCAUGACGAUACCCCCGCCGCCUCCCCGAUAUCCCAGCGCUCCCACGACGCUGCAGCUGCCCCCUCCCCCGUCGGGCCCGCCGCCGAACAGCGCACUCGGUCCCCAGCCUCCAUGGCAGGGCGGCUGGGGUCGCCCGUACGACAACAGGACCAAUAUGACGAUCCCGCCUCCGCCGGCCAACGCGCCGCACAUUCCCUAUAACCCCAAGAUGCUGGCUCAGCCGUCGCUGUCCAUUCCACCCCCGCCGCCCCAGCAGCCCUACCAGCAGAAGGAGCAGGGCAUGUCGGCGACCUACAUACCCCAGGGCGAUACGUAUGGAGAGGGUGUGGGCAUACCUGCCUUUGGGCUGGACGACUCGGCCGCGUAUUCUGCAACUACGCAGAGCUCUUGGCCGACUCCGAGCCUCGGCAGCAAUACCGACACGGCCAAUACCACACCUGCAGACACCGAAAGCCGGGACAGGCUGUAUGCGAAUGCCAUGAGCGGUCGAAUGAUGUCUACUGCCUCCAAUGCUACUGGAGUUCUGUCUGGGAUCCCUCCGGAAUUAGCCGCAAGAUGGCCCUUGGAUCAUGUCCUAUUGUGGUUGGCUACUAACCAAUUCUCAAAGGACUGGCAGGAGACGUUUAAGGGGCUGAAUCUCCAUGGAUCACAGUUUCUGGAGCUGGGCAGCGGCCACGGUGGUAGGGGCAACUUUGGCCUGAUGCACCAGCAGGUGUAUCCCAGGUUGGCCCAGGAGUGCACCAAGAGCGGCACCGGGUGGGAUCAGUCGCGGGAGCGGGAGGAAGGGAAACGCAUGCGCCGGCUCAUUCGCGCCGUCGUGUAUAAUGGAGGCGCGGCGGUCACCUCGAGUCGUCCCUCAGAUGGCCAUUCCAGGAAAGAUUCCUUUACUGCGUCCAAUGGGCAGAGUGCAGGGACGGAUGCCGAUUCCCCCAAUACCCCUAUCAAGGCUCCCGGGCAAGGGUUUGGUGGCAGAAGAUUCUCCCAGACAAGAUCCACCACGAUGCCAACCCUAAGCAACACCAUGAGCUCCGACGCCAACCACAGAACGAUACUGAAGAAUAUCGAUAUUGAGAGCAGCCGUCGGCACAGCCCCGUUGGCAACGACAGCGAUGGCAACUAUCGUGCUUCUGCUUUCCGUGGCGAUAGCCCUGGGGGUAGUCCAAAACCGAACUCAGGGCUUUUCCCCCAAUCGGGCAACCUGUCUGCAUCUUCAACCUCGGGCAGGUUUGGACACAGAUCGCGAGACAGCAUCAGCUCUGUCAACUCGAAUACGGCAAUCUAUGGCUCUGGUGUCCCCCCGGAAGCAUCUCAGAUGCUCCGAAAUGGUAUGAGUGGCAUCGGCGAGAUGAUCAACGCCAGCCGGAGUAAGGAUGGGUCUGGCCAUUCACCUUUGGAUCCUGGUGACAGGUCUGCUGGUACUGAACCUCCCAUUUCAGCCAAGGACAACAAGAGUUUCCUGAGUUUCCUGAAGAGGAAGAACAAGCAGAAGGAAGACGGGUCAGCUCCAUCGCCUGAGGAAGGCGACGCGCAGACGAGCCCGAACAUGUUGAAGCCAUCCUCCCUAGGCAGCCGUUACGGCUCUGAACUAGACGGUACAAGCCAAUUGAUCCCGGACAGCGCCCCUGCCUUCCGUAGGAGCCCCAACGCUCCCAGGACGUUUAUCUUGGCGACUAUGGAUAUGUGGAAUUACCGCAUGUGCGACGUCACGGACUGCCAUACAUCCGCUGACUUGCGAGCCACUAUAUGCACGAACCUGGGGCUUCAGGACGUCAUAUCACCGCAGCUGUUUCUCACCGAAUUGGGCCGCGCAGACCACGAUGAGCCACUCGAGGACCAGAGUCUCAUGAUCCACAAGAGAAACAAGGCCGACUCGAGUGGUUCGCUGAAAUUCUUCGUGAGGCUACCCCCCGUGGCCCCUCAGGACUCUGUACCUGAGUCGUUAACGCCUGGUUAUGUUCCAUCUGGUGCAUCCAUGGACGAGGAUGCUUACGCUCGCCUAAAUGGGCAAAGGUCUCGGUCAAGUUCGUCACCGCCCACGUCCCGCGUCAACACAGUGGUUGGAAAUGGACCAGACCCCAAUGAACUGGCUCAGAAAGCCCAAGACUACAAGGCUAGCGUUGAGAAGCAGCAACAAGACUAUCUGGCUAGGAGAAGACAGGCCUUGGAAAAGUCGUCACCGGACAGCAUCAGCCCCUCAUUUGGCAUCGUUGGGAGGAACGUUGAUUUUGAUCAGCCUCGCAGCUCUCCGUACGAAGAGAAGAAGCAAGACAACUUGUUUCCCCAGCGCAGAGCACCGGCCCCUCCUGGUGUCGAGACCGCAACCUUGAUAAAGGCGAACUCGCUAAGUCGCCGCUCGAACCACUCCAUGCGUCAGUCUCAAGGAAGCCUCGACGGUUAUCCGACCCCAAGGCGACCCGCCACAUCUACAUCUACCGGAGGAGAGCUAAACCAGCAAGAAAUGUCCCAGCGUCGACCAGGGACAAGCUCCAGGGUAGACCCAGAGAAAUCUGCCCUGGGCGCGCUGGUCGGCAUGGGCAGUGCUCUAAGCCAUUUUGGGCGACCCACCCCUGGAAGUCGACAACAACGGGGGCCAUCGCCUAAUAGGAGUAAUCCCGGCCUGGCAGGCAGCGCUGCUUAUGAAGAUACACGAGGUAAGCGAGCUAUGGCAUCGGUUGACUUUGACCAGACUGCUUCGGGUCGCAGUAGUCCGCGAUCCGGCUCACCCGGAACUCUGACUUGGAGCCGUGGAGAUCUUUCAUUUCUUGUCCCGGACUACUCGCCCGGAGGCACGCCUGUCAAUGAUGGCCGCGUAAGACCUGAGAAUGGACAUCUUGCUAAAGUUCAUCAAGCAGCGCAACGAGCUCCAUCACCCGGCAAUAUCAGUCCUACUACGGCUCACCCCACGCGUGCCAGCUUUGGUGCUGAUGCUCCUCGUCGGAAGUCUCACGGCCCUGAUGUUGACUUUACGGAGACGGAUGUACAAUUUGCUCAGCCAGCGGCACCGACUAUCCACAGGGACGAUUCCUCCGGCGACGACUCGGAUGAUGGCCUGUUUGCUGUUCCCGUGAGAGGAAGGCAGCCCUCGAUUCAGAAACCGAACCUCACUCUCAAUACUUCAAGAUCUAAGAAACAAUUAUCUGUGUCCUUCGGGUCACCUGGGAACAUGAAGACGCCCGACUUCGAGGAUGAUGACAACGAAAGCGCCAGAAGCCGAAAGAGCUCGCAGCGCCGUACACCCACUACUCCAGGUCAAGAGUCUAUCGACUCAGAUGACAGCAAGUUGGGUCGACGCAAGUCCUUCAUCGAGCGUGAUCAUUGGGCCGCUCGUCCACCUGCUGAGGCACUGCUUGACAACCUGGAUGCAUUCUUCCCGGAGCUUGAUCUCGACCAACCUGUCCUAGAUGAAGCGUCUCUCCAAGAUCCGCCCUCCCCCACUUCACCAAGUCAAGAAAACAGGGCACCAGAAAGCUCAGCAGCACCGGCUUUGCAACUCCCAACACCUCCGACCGGCACCGCUACCGCUCGGUCAUCUAUGUACAGCGACAAUGAUACUCUUGGCUCGGACGAAUCCACCCUCAAGGCGCUCGAGCAGCGCCCAACCUCCAUCGCGUCUGUUGCUCAGCGGAGCAUGCGACGUUCCGGUGGCCUAGGUCGCAUGAAGUCUAUUCGUGAAGUGGCUCGUGGUGCACAUGAAGCAAAUAAACGCUUCACUACUGCAUCUUCUGCUUCUGGCUUAGCAGGGCCCACCUCUAUGAUCCAGCGCCGCAAGAGCACCAAGAUGUUCGGUGCCCAUGUGGUUCAGAUCAGGCCUGAGCGUGGCUCCAUGAUCGACAUUAUGCCCGAGAUUCCUCAGGACCAUCUGCCGAAGCGUCAGACAACCUUCAGAUGGUUCAAGGGUGAGCUGAUUGGCAAGGGAACCUACGGGCGCGUCUACCUGGGUAUGAAUGCCACCACUGGUGAAUUCUUAGCCGUCAAGGAGGUCGAGGUCAAUCCCAGAGCUGCUGGGGGCGACAGCAACAAGAUGCGCGAGCUCGUUGCUGCUCUAAACACCGAGAUCGAAACCAUGCAGUAUCUUGACCAUGUCAACAUUGUGCAGUAUCUUGGAUGUGAACGCAAGGAAACGAGCAUCAGUAUUUUCCUCGAGUAUAUUUCCGGUGGUUCCAUCGGAUCCUGUCUACGCAAGCACGGGAAAUUCGAAGAGCCCGUGGUUAGCAGUCUGACGCGGCAGACCUUGUCCGGACUUGCCUAUCUCCACCGGGAGGGUGUCCUGCAUCGUGACCUCAAGGCUGACAACAUCCUGCUCGAUCUGGAUGGCACGUGCAAGAUUUCCGACUUUGGUAUCUCCAAGAAGACGGAUGACAUCUACGGCAAUGACAAGACCAAUAGCAUGCAAGGCUCCGUUUUCUGGAUGGCUCCAGAGGUCAUUCGCUCCCAAGGCGAAGGCUACAGUGCCAAGGUCGAUAUUUGGUCUCUCGGCUGCGUGGUAUUGGAAAUGUUCGCCGGGAGAAGGCCUUGGAGCAAGGAGGAGGCAGUCGGCGCGAUCUACAAGAUCGCCAACGGGGAGAUACCCCCGAUUGCGGACGAGGUCCGCGAGGCAAUCAGCCCGUAUGCGCUGGGCUUCAUGCUGGAUUGCUUCACUGUGGAUUCGAGGGAAAGACCCACAGCCGAGCGGCUGCUCAUGCAGCACGAAUUCUGCGAGCUGCAGGAGGACUACAACUUCUUUGACACGGCUCUGUACGCCAAGAUCCGUGGCACUUACAACUGA